Python bivittatus (Burmese python) is the source of this 934-nucleotide messenger RNA. Lineage: Eukaryota; Metazoa; Chordata; Lepidosauria; Squamata; Pythonidae. The record is from RefSeq and is a predicted model, not a curated record.
CCCCCAACUCUGUCCCUCUGGGUCCCUUCCAGGCUCCUCCUCGCACUUUGUGAAGUAUUUCUACACUACUGUGUCAGAGCCCAGUCAGAGGCUGCCCCAACUUGUCGCUGUGGGGUACGUGGACGAUCAGGUCUUUGUUUACUAUGACAGCAGCAGCAGGAAGGUGCAGCCUCGAGUCUCCUGGAUGAAGGAGGUGGGGAAGGAGGACCCCCAAUUUUGGGACAAUCAGGCCAAGGGAGCGCGUGGCGUUGAGGAGAACUUGAGAGCAGACCUGGAGGCUGUGAGGACUCUCUACAAUCAUAGCAAAGGCCUUCACACCUGGCAGUGGACGUUCAGCUGUGAGCUCCGGGGAAAUCAGAGCAAAGGAGGGUUUAUGCGCUUUGGAUAUGACGGGAGGACUUUCAUCACCUUUGACAAGGAGACCCUUACCUGGGUGGCUUCCGAGCCCCAGGCCCAGAUUAUCAAGAGGAAAUGGGAUGCGAUUCCACGAUAUAAUCAGGGAUGGAAGAUCUACCUGGAAGAGGAAUGCAUUGAGUGGCUGGAGAAGUACCUGUCCUACGGGAAGGAGAUGCUGAUGAGGAAAGAUGCCCCAGUGGUGACACUGAGCAGCAGGACGGAGGCCGAUGAUGGGAUGGAAACUCACUUCUGCCGCGUGGAUGGCUUCUACCCCAAAGAGAUCGAUGCCUCCUGGAGGAGGGACGGGGAGGUCUGGCUGCAGGACACCUUCCGUGGGUCUGUGGCCCCCAAUGCAGACGGGACCUACCACUACUGGCUCAGCCUCCGGAUUGAUCCUCAAGAGAGGGACCGCUAUCGGUGCCACGUGGAGCACAACGGCCUGCAGGAGCCUGUGGACAUGUCCGUGAAGGGUGAGAGGCUGCAGGGAGGGAAAGGCUGGACUCUUUUUCAGGCUGGAGGAUCGUGGGAGGAAAUUUGA